AUAUUAUUGUAUUGUUGUUGCCAAUAGUCUGGCAUGCAAACUACAUUUUUAUGUCACAGCUGACAGAGAGGAGCUACUUCUGGGAAACACUUAAAUAGCUUCAAAUAAUACUUUCCAGUACUUGAGCAAACGUGCUUAGUUACUUUCCACUACUACGUUGAACUGACACCAAACAUGAGUAUUUCUCUGAAGAAAAUGGAAAAAUCCAGGCCAUUUUGUUCACGGAUUUCCUUAAUUUCACAGCUUAACACGUUGCAUUAAAUGCUCAGAUCUCGAGGUGGAUCACUUUCAUUACUGCGACCAAAAUAAGGCAGCAGCUCGGGUCCGGCAGUGAUUGGUGAGUUGGUGGGGCACUCCUCAGCAAGAUGGCUGCAUUGCUGCGCGCAAUAGUGGCAUCCUGGUGAUAUGACGCAAGCCACAGUUUACGUUCAGUCCUCGAGGCUCUGAGCUCUCCGGUCUCCAUAGCGCAGAUCCCGCCCGACUCACAGCCGGAAGACCGUCCGGGCUAUCCUCCAGUGGACCGAGCGGAACCGGUUCAUCUGAGUGAGAGUGCGAUGAGGAGAGCUUUCAGAGUGUGAGGCCAUGGGCUGCACCUCGGCCAAGCAGGUGUCGGCCGUGCCCAACGAUGAGGAGGGACGCGGCAAGGCCUACAGCAACGGAGACCUCUUCACUGACGAAUACAAGAUGAAGGGAGUGGAGGAGGUGAAGUACAUGAGAGGGGAUGAAAACCGGGUGAAUGCACGCAACCAGGAGAACCUGGAGAAGAGUAAUGUGCAGUACAGAGGCAAACCGCAGAAAGAGGUCUCUUCAGCAAACAUCAAGUCGAAUAUUCACACGUCAGAGAGCCAGCAGGAAUUUUUCAGGAUGCUGGAUGAGAAGAUUGAGAAGGGGCGAGACUACUGUUCGGAGGAGGAAGAGGAAGAUGGGACAUAGCACAGAGGCCCCCAAGAUUCACCCCCACAGAGAGCCUCACAGUGUGUGUGUGUGUGUGUGUGUGUGUGUAAAUGCGUUCGUGUGCCUGAGAAAGAGUUGAAUCAGUGUUUUUCCAGUGGGGCGCUGGUGUGACGGGACACUGUACAUGUUAGUGUGAGCAUGUGUGUUUUUGAACGUAUGGCAAAGAUAGUAUUUUAAUGGAAAGCGAGAGGGAUAAAUGUGAGAGAAAAAGAGAGAUAGAGAGAGAGAGAAUGGGAUAAAGAAGACUUUCUUCAGAGACUACAGCCCUCCUCUCCUAGCUCCUCACCCCGACAGGCCCCUGAGCAGACAGAUGGAGGUGGCGGAGCGAUGAAGAGACAGACAGAUGAAAGCAGGGAGAGACAGAGGAGGACGUGAGGAAAAAGGACACGCUCGGGUCAAACAGAGUGAUCUCCUCGAGGAGGACAGCAGCAGCUCCUCCAUCUGUCCCUCCGUAUCUGUCCGUCUGCUCCUCUGUGGUCCCAUCCUGAUUAUUUAACCCGUGCAGUUGGACAAAAGGAACUCCCAGAUAUGGACGCCCUGUGCAGACGAAUGUCUCUGGUGGGUGUGUGGAGAACUGACGGACACAUAAGUGAAGAAGAGCGGGAGGAAAAGAUGGUGAAGGCAGAGGAGUUGAGUAACACCAUCAGGAUCUACACUGAACUUUUUGGCCUGCCGACCUUCAUCCAGGCCUGCUGGGGACACGAGGGACUGAGAGAAUGGGCGAGUACGGGUGAGGGAAGAAAGAGAGAGAAAUUUGUGAUAUUUUAAUAAGAAAGAGUAGGGAGCGAGCCGGUGAUUUAGAAACUCUAAACUCCUCCUGCCUUCUGAAGUCAAGGACCUUUUUUUUUUUUUUUUUUUUUUUUUAAAUUUUCAUUCUGUUCUGCAGUCACUCGUUCGGUUAUUUUUCCCCUUUUCUGAUGUUUUUUUUCUUUGGUUUGUUUUAAUCUUGGCUUCUUUUGUAGUGUAUCAUCAUCAUCAUCAUCUUCAUCAAGGUCCUGGUCAUCCUCCUCACCGGAGCAGACGGACUGAAGCUGUGUUCAUUAAGAGCAUCUGUGUCUCUGUGACCCAAUCCAUCCUCCUUCAUACAACACGACAAUGCAGAUCCUAGCAAACAUCGUAGCACACACUCAUUCCAACACACUUCACACACAUUCAUGUACAUAUAAACCACACACACAUUAUUCUAUCCCUUUCAUUUCACCAGCAGACUGUCAUGUGCAUCAAUCAGAGCUACUCUGUAAAGCUCUAUUUCUGCUUUGAUUCAGUGUUCAGACACACACACACACACACACACGCACACACGCACUGAGGCAGAAAACUGGGCUGAGCUCAAGGGGAGGAUGCGUUGUUGCUGUGUAGACACAGACCUGAUCACAUUUUUUUCGUUGUCAUCUUUACCGGAUACUUCCUGUUGUAUUAUUUUGAAUACUUUUUUCUAUUAAAAAUAAAAACGAAGAAGCUCUUAA
This is a messenger RNA of Centropristis striata (black sea bass), 2420 nucleotides long. RefSeq lists its product as uncharacterized. The record is from RefSeq and is a predicted model, not a curated record. The transcript is spliced from 6 exons. Lineage: Eukaryota; Metazoa; Chordata; Actinopteri; Perciformes; Serranidae. Bases 583 to 933 code for a protein of 116 amino acids.